Molecule: messenger RNA, 2610 nt
Organism: Paraglomus brasilianum
Lineage: Eukaryota; Fungi; Glomeromycota; Glomeromycetes; Paraglomerales; Paraglomeraceae
Source: the annotation of a GenBank genome assembly
AUGUCUGAAACGGGCAUCAUUGACGUUUUUGUGUUCCUUGGUCCAACUGCUUCUGACAUUCUUAAAUCGUACGCUACCAUUACUGGAUUCACGCCUCUUCCAAGACAGUUUGCCAUUGGUUAUCAUCAGUGUAGAUGGAACUAUAUCAACAAAAAUGACGUAUUAGAAGUGGAUGAGGGGUUUGAUAAUCAUGGUAUACCAUAUGAUGUUAUAUGGUUAGACAUCGAACAUACAGACGGAAAAAAGUAUUUCAGCUGGGAUCCGACGAAAUUUGCAGAGCCAGAAGAGAUGUUGGAGGAACUAGAUCGGAAAGGAAGGAAGGCAGUGACAAUCGUAGAUCCUCACCUGAAACGAGACGAUGACUACUAUGUAUAUAAAGAAGCCAAGGAUAAUGAUUUACUGAUCAAGAAAUCCGACAAUACUGUAUUCGAUGGGUGGUGUUGGCCGGGAAGUUCUUCCUGGGUAGAUUAUACAAACCCUAAAGCCCAAAGGUGGUGGGCGGGGAAGUUUGGGUUUGACCAAUAUAAAGGAUCUAGAGACAAUCUGUUCAUUUGGAAUGACAUGAACGAGGCAAGAAGAUUUUACAUCCAUCCUUCUGUGUUCAAUGGACCCGAAAUCACGUUCCCCAAGGAUCUAGUCCACUACGACGGAUGGGAACAUCGAAAUGUACACAACAUCUACGGUCUUUUAUUACAUGCAGCAACGUCAAGAGGAGUUCGAUCCCGCACUGAUCCUCCACUCCGCCCGUUUGUUCUCUCUCGAGCAUACUUUGCUGGUUCCCAGCGAUAUGGUGCAAUUUGGACUGGCGAUAACUAUGCGAAAUGGUCUCAUUUGCGAGCAACCGUUCCCAUGCUUCUAUCCAACUCGAUCGCCGGAAUGGCAUUUGCCGGAGCGGACGUUGGUGGGUUUUUUGGCAAUCCCGAACCGGAAUUGUUGGUGAGAUGGUAUCAAGCAGGAGCUUUCCAGCCGUUCUUUAGAGGUCAUGCACACAUUGAUACAAAACGAAGGGAGCCGUGGCUGUUUGGAGAAGAAAACACAAAGUUAAUUAGGAAUGCCGUCAGAGAGAGAUAUGCGUUGUUGCCACUUUUGUAUAGUCUUUUCUACGAGGCCAAUGUUACAGGAUUGCCUAUUAUGAGACCAAUGUUCUUAGUCCAUCCUUCAGCUAAAGAGGCUUUUGGAAUUGAUGACCAAUUCUACGUCGGUGACUCUCUCAUUGUAAAACCUAUUACUGCCGAAGGCGUUGUGGUCACAGAUGUUCAUCUUCCAACUGAUGAUCUUUACUACGAUUACUGGACAUAUGUAGCAACCAGUGGGCCUGGUAACGUCCAAGUUGACGCGCCUCUGGACAGAAUACCUGUUUUUAUCCGUGGUGGAUCGAUAAUCCCCCGACGACAGAGGUUCAGGCGAUCUUCUCAUUCUAUGCGAUAUGAUCCGCUUACUCUAGUAGUUGCCUUGAAUAGGAAAAGAGAAGCUAGCGGAAAUUUGUAUCUAGAUGACGGAGACAGUUAUGAUCACUUGGAUGGCCAUUAUAUCUAUUGCAGAUUUACGUACAAGGAUAACACCUUAACGUCCGUAUCAAAUGGCGGAAACGCAAGCAAGAAUAAGUUUGCCAAGACGAUAGAUGGUGUGAGAGUGGAAAGAGUGAUUAUUGUUGGUUUGAAGAAAAAGCCGGAAAAGAUUGUAGCUAGACAUGCGGGAGACAAGAAGGGUGUUGAACCUGUAUUUUACUGGGGACGCAAGAAUGUCAUUGGAACUGGAAUAAUUCAUACGAAUACCAACGAAGACGUGUUGGUCAUCAAAAAUCCGAACUUGCUUAUUCACAAAAACUGGGAAAUUGAGUUGACUGCGCGUAACAAAGAAAAAGCACAAUCAAUUCUUUACCGUUUCCGCGAAGCUCAGGCUGCAGAGCUCGGUCUUAUAAGACAAAAGGAGCGAAGACCGUACCUAGCGUCAGAAUGUAAUAACAGGCAAGAAGCAGAAAAGUGGCGACAACAGAUCGUUAGAGAGAUUUCGAGGAAAGUGUCGAAAAUUCAGGAUGCUGGACUGUCCGAUUAUCAGAUAAGAGACUUGAACGAUGAGAUUAACAAGCUUAUGAGAGAGAAGGGACACUGGGAAGAUCAGAUCAAAAGGCUGGGAGGGCCCGAUUAUAAGCGGAUUGGGCCAAAAAUGCUCGAUUAUGAAGGUAAAGAAGUACCAGGCAAUAGAGGAUAUAAAUACUUUGGUCGAGCAAAAGAUUUACCUGGUGUGCGGGAAUUAUUUCAACAAGAAGCGCCGGAUCUUCCAAAAAGAACACGGUUUGACUUGUACAAGAAUGUGGAUGCCGAUUACUAUGGUUAUCGAGACGAAGAAGAUGGGACGUUACUGGAAUAUGAAAGAGAGCGGCAAGCUCAAGUGAUAGCAAAAGCUCUAGCGCUACCUGACGGAGCAGAGCCGACGGACAAAUCUCUCCAAAAACAAAAACAAGUCGAUGCACGAACAUCACUGAUGGAUAUAGACCAAGAGGAAAAAUAUGUGGCUCACGUUGCUGUGCCAUCGCAGAAGGAAAUCGAAGAGUAUUUAGUGCGAAGACGAAAGAGACAAAUGUUGGAGAGAUAUACAGAAGUCUCUUGA